CUAAUUAUCAUGCACACCAAUGCAAUACACUACUGCAAUGUGCAGUAUUGUAGAUGCCCUGGGGCAGAGGAUUCACACAUGCAGCUGAUGCAGGCUGGGAUGUUUCCUGCUACCACAAAGGCCACAAGGACUGCAUUUACCUUCCAAGUACUUGAUGACUUCAUUCAGGACAAUGUGGAAUGUGGUACCUCAGUGAUGAAUUUCUACAGCAAACUUCACUGCAUAACCUCCAAUGCCUUUCCUCAUUUGGUGCCAGAUAGGUACAGGGAACUGCUGAGAGUUACUAGGAUGUGGCAGCUCCUGAAACUACUGAAAUGGCAGGGAUCCCACAUGAGUGCAGAAGAUGCCAGCCCAGGGGAAUUAGUGUUAUUCUGUCCAGCAUGUCCCCAACCUGGCAUCAACAUUCCUGAAGAUGCAACAGAUUAUUCCCAGUGA
Messenger RNA from Pisolithus orientalis, 435 nucleotides. RefSeq lists its product as uncharacterized. The annotation marks the transcript as partial. The transcript is spliced from 2 exons. The record is from RefSeq and is a predicted model, not a curated record. NCBI's taxonomy places the organism in Eukaryota, Fungi, Basidiomycota, Agaricomycetes, Boletales, Pisolithaceae.